GCACGUCUUCCUCUCCACAGUCGACAGCGAGAAGCCGAAGAAGGAAAGAUGCCGGCCCAGCUCAAAGACGAUCUCGACCUCCUCAUGGGGAAACUCGGCGAGUUCGGGAAGUACCAGUGCAUCCAGUUCCUCCUGCACUUGCUCGCCGCCCUCACGGCCGGUGUCCACAUGCUGUCCCUGGUCACAGUCGCCGCAGUCCCUGAACACAGAUGUGCGAUUCCCGAUUUGGCGGAUGGGACAGCUAUGUGGAAUGCAACAGAAGUGCACCGUUGGAUUCCACAAACGGCGCAAGGUGUUUUUGACUCUUGCACUAUAAGAAAUCCAUUGACGAAUGUUACAAGUCUCUGCGACCAAUGGGUUUUCAGCGACAUGUAUUACAAAACUUCCAGAGCGAUUGAGUGGGAGUUUGUCUGUGCCCAAAGGUGGAAGGGCGCAGUCUCCCAGUCUGCGUAUAUGUUUGGUGUAUUUUUUGGCGCAGUGACACUCGGAUCUCUCGCUGAUUCGUAUGGGAGAAAAACAAUUUUCUAUAUAUCCGCCAUCCUUCAACUUUUCUUCGGUGUGUCUGUGGCUUUUGUGACCAAUUUCUACGUGUUUCUUGUCAACUCUUUCUUCUACGGCAUGUUCGGCUCUGCUGGUUCUUACAUCACAGCUUUUGUACUUUCUAUGGAAUUGGUCGGCCCUACAAAAAGAACCAUCUGCGGUAUAACUUUCCAAGCAACAUUCGCAGUCGGUAUCAUGUUGGUAGCAUUUUGGGGCUAUUUAAUUUCAAAUUAUGUCACUUUACAAAUGGUCUAUGGUCUCCACAGCUUACUCCUAAUUGGCCACUGGUGGCUGAUGGAUGAAUCUCCAAGAUGGCUUUGGUCGAGGGGUAAAAUAUCUCAAAGUGUGGACAUCGUGGCAAAGGCGGUGAAGAUGAACACCGGCGAGACUAUAGAAAAAUCUUAUUUCAUCUCAAGAGGAAAAGCAAAAUCACACCAGUCCAAGUUAGAAACUGCUGGCUUAAGAGAUAUGUUCAGAAAACCAUUCAUGAGAAAGAAAACAUUGAAUCUCUCCCUCAACUGGUUUGCCAACAGUCUAGCGUACUACAGCCUUUCACUGAAUGUAGGAGUGCUUGAAGGAAAUCCUUUCUUGAUCCUGUUUGUGAUGGGUCUCAUAGAAAUCCCCGGAUAUCUUUUAACCAUGUAUUUACUGGAUAAAACUGGAAGGCGGUGUUCUAUCUGUUCAUUUAUGAUCAUUGGGGCUACAGCUUGUCUAAUAACUGCUGUCUUACCUUCUGAUUGGAGUUUUUUUGCAACAUGUGUGGUCUUUGCUGGAAAGUUCUGUAUAGCAUGUUCCUUCGCAAUUAUUUAUAAUUACAGCGCAGAAAUUUUUCCCACAGUGCUUAGAAACACUGGCCUUGGAUUUGGCAGCAUGUGUGCAAGGUUUAGCGCAACUUUGACACCGCUUAUAACUCUUUUAGAUUCUUUCGACAAAAGGGUCCCGACUGUUGUGUUCGCAUCUGUGACGCUCCUAUCAGGAUUUUUGACAAUGUUCUUGCCUGAAACGUUAGGCCAACCGAUGCCGCAGUCCCUCCAGGACGGUGAGACGUUCGGCAAAGGCGACACGGUCUUCACGACAGGCUGCCUACCGAUGUUCAAGAAAAGCAAGAGCGAUGAUGAAGUCGAGAUAAAGUUAAACGCUCAACCCUAAUCGAGAGGCCGGGAACUCUUUUGUCCUUGUGUUCAAAAUCCCCUUCAGUGCUGCUGUGAUAAUAUCUGUGUUAUAUACUCCAAUAAUUGUUAAUAUGAAUAAUAAAAGUUAUAUUAAUUUUACUAUUAUUAAAUUUUCAUGGAAAACUAAUAUUUUUCUCAGUUAGAAUCCUGAGAAGUUUUAUUUUUAAUUUUAUUUACAAUUUUGGAUGGGAAAUCUCACAAUUUUUUGAAAAGGUGUUUUUAGUUUUCAAGAAAGAUAUAUUUUAUGUUAUAAAGUGUUUUCUUUUUUUGUUUUUACUAAAUAGCAAACGACA
Molecule: messenger RNA, 2005 nt
Organism: Cimex lectularius (bed bug)
Lineage: Eukaryota; Metazoa; Arthropoda; Insecta; Hemiptera; Cimicidae
Product: organic cation transporter protein
Exons: 10
Coding region: 49-1689 (546 amino acids)
Biological process (GO): transmembrane transport
Cellular component (GO): membrane
Molecular function (GO): transmembrane transporter activity
Source: RefSeq, a predicted model, not a curated record